This is a messenger RNA of Juglans microcarpa x Juglans regia, 3006 nucleotides long. Its product is annotated as nuclear intron maturase 1, mitochondrial. Gene Ontology annotation, biological process: mRNA processing. The record is from RefSeq and is a predicted model, not a curated record. The transcript has a single exon. Lineage: Eukaryota; Viridiplantae; Streptophyta; Magnoliopsida; Fagales; Juglandaceae. The coding region runs from base 212 to 2320 and encodes 702 amino acids.
UAACUGUUACCUUCCAACAUUUCUCUAUCCUAAAACAAGCCUUAGGCCGAGCACGAUGUCUCCGGCUUCAAACCCAAAACCCCCCUCUUAUUCCAAUCAAAACUUCCGCCCAGAAUAGGUUGAAAAUUUCCGACCAAUUUGUGUCUAAAUUUCUUAGCGAAGCUCGGUAGGUACUCUCUCUAGUUUUCAUCGCCAGUCAAAAGAAAAUAAAAUGUCAGUCAGAACAAUUAUCAAACACCUCCAUCGUCACCACCAUUACUUGAUUAAACACCUUGCUUCCUCUCGCUCCCUUUCCUCCAUCGCAACCUACCCUCCGUCACAGCCAACACGCCACGUUAUCCAAAACCACAACCAAGAUCAAGACCCGUACUCACUCCUCAAGGAGGAUCCUAUCCAAAUCUGCUCCUCCCUCUGGGUCAAGACAUUUUCUUCACCACCAGACAUAACCGUCCCUAACCUCACCGGCUUCCUCUCCAAACUCGACCUCUGGGUCCUGGCCUACCAGCGCUCCUGCGCUCAAGUGACAGGCACAUUCCCUCCUCGCAACGCCAUCCAUUCUCAUGUCCUCUCCGAGCUCCUCUCCCUCCGAAACGCCGUCGUCCAUGGGCAAUUCUUCUGGAACAAGAAGACCCAGCAAUACAUUCGGAGCCCCAACGACAAGCCCGUUACUAGAGUUAUCUCCAAACGCAAGCUUCAGGCGAUUCUUGAAUCCGACGAGCCUUGUUUCCAAGACAGGGUCGUUCAGGAGGUCCUCUUGAUGGUGUUGGAGCCGGUUUUUGAGGCCCGGUUCUCGCCAAAAUCACAAGCGUUUCGGCCUGGACGGAAUGCACAUACGGUGAUUCGGACCAUUCGUAGUAACUUCGCCGGGUACCUGUGGUUCCUGAAAGGCGAUUUGAGUGAGAUAUUUGAUAAUGUAGAUGGACGUGUGGUAUUGGGUUGUGUUGAAAAGGCCGUUAAGGAUAAGAAAGUGUUGGGUUUGAUCAAAUCGGCGCUCAAAGGACCGGUUAGGGAUCGAUCACAAUUAGAAACUGAAGAUAAAGAAGAACUGAGAAAGAAGAAGAAGAAACGGCAGUCUAAGAAGAAGAAGAUCCUCAAUGAGAAUGAGCCCAAGCCGGAUCCUUAUUGGUUGAGAACAUUUUUUAAUUUCGCACCUAAAGAGGCUGCUAAGGUACCCUCUUAUGGUUAUUGUGGAAUUCUUAGUCCUUUGCUUGCUAAUGUGUGUCUUAAUGAAUUGGAUCAUAUGAUGGAAGAGAAAAUAGUUGAGUUUUUUAGGCCGUCUAAGCUUGAUUCGAUAUGGAAAGAUUCUAUUAAUGAUGGGUGUCAUAACCCAGCUUGGCCAGAGUUUGUUCCUUCUAGUGGGAAAGAGAAAACUAGGAAAAUGGAUUAUAUACGAUAUGGGGGUCAUUUCUUGAUCGGGAUCCGGGGCCCUAGAGAGGACGCAGUGCAAGUUAGAAAGGAAAUAAUUGAGUUUUGUGAAAGCAGAUUUGGGUUAAGGUUGGAUAAUUCAAAGGUGGAGAUAGAACACAUUACCAGGGGUAUUAAUUUCUUGGACCAUAUAAUUUGUCGCAGGGUGAUACACCCGACACUUCGUUACACUGGUACUGGAGGUAAUAUUGUGAGUGAAAAGGGUGUAGGUACUUUGCUUUCGGUUACUGCUAGCUUACAACAGUGUAUUCGCCAAUUCAGGCGGCUUGAGUUAGUUAAGGGUGAUAAGGAUCCUGAGCCAUUGCCUUGCAACCCAAUGUUGUAUUCCAGUCAAGCUCAUUCAAAUUCCCAGAUGAACAAGUUCCUUGAGACCAUGGCCGAUUGGUACAGAUACGCUGACAAUCGCAAGAAAGUCGUUGGGUUUUGUGCUUAUGUGAUUAGGAGCUCUUUAGCUAAACUAUAUGCUGCAAGGUAUAGACUAAAGUCUCGUGCCAAGGUGUAUAAGAUAGCUUCACGUGAUCUUAGCCAUCCUCUGAGGGCGAGCAGUAACAAUUCAGCUCCUGAAUAUUCAGAUCUUUUGAGGAUGGGACUUGUCGAUGCUAUUGAAGGUGUUCAGUUUUCUCACAUGUCUUUGAUUCCAUCAUGUGAUUACACCCCGUUUCCUAGGAAUUGGGUCCCGGAUCAUGAGAAUGUGUUGCGAGAAUAUAUUAGACUGCAAGACCCAAAAUUCUUUUGUGAACUGCAUAGAUCAAUUAAACGGCAUGGUUUAAGUUUGCCUCAAGAUGAGAUAUCUGAGAUUGUAUGGGACUACAAAACUUUUGGGGUAUGGAAAAGUCGGUCCUUUGAUGAAACUAAAACAAAUGAGGGUUCAGGGAAGGUGGAUGGGGCCUUGUGAAUGAAUUCCUUUGUGGAUUUAGGGAAGAACUUUCGAAUGUUGAAAUUGAGCUCCCAUCUUCAUUGCAUACUUGUGGACCAUACAUACUAGACACAAUUGUUAUCUGGCUAAAUGUUUAAGAGAAAUAGUCUAGCCACAAAGUGAUUAUACAAAAAUAAUCCUGCAAACUGAUAUGAUUUGAUGUGACUCGUCAGAUUGUAAAGUUACUUUUAUUAUAAAGUAGAUCUAACAGAUCAGAUGAAUCCACAUCAAUUUGUAGGAUUGUUUUUGUGUAAUUCUUUUGUGGAUGUAGCAGUCCUCAAUGUCUAAUAGAGUACAGGUUUGAUGCUUCAAUACCUUCUUGUAAAUGGAUUUUUAAGUCAUUAUCAUGUGAUGUCUAUCCUCCAGAAGUAAUAUGUCCAUACAAAUUGAAAUGAUUAGAACAGAUUGAACUUGGUAUAGUUACAUUCAUGAAAAGUCAGAAGGGGCACUUACCAGGGAAUUAGAUAAGAUUAGAUUUUCUGGAAUGAUUGCUUCUGAGCAGCUUGUGUGAUACUCAAGAAUGACUGCUCCUGAAGGGAUUGAUAUGUUCAAGCUGAAUGUGCAAGCCAAGACAAGAUGAAGGCCAAAUAAUUGGUUGAGAUAGCAAAUUAAUCUUGAUUGUGAAUGGAGAUGACAGGAAGAACACCUGAGAAUAAGGUAGAUGG